Molecule: messenger RNA, 2355 nt
Organism: Acaulospora morrowiae
Lineage: Eukaryota; Fungi; Glomeromycota; Glomeromycetes; Diversisporales; Acaulosporaceae
Source: the annotation of a GenBank genome assembly
AUGGUUUUUCCACUUUUGACGGGUCCUGCUCUAGCGCUCUCGGAGGCUACUAAUUCCCCUGAGAAUAAUAAAGUUAUAACAAGACAAAUCAAUAGCUAUUUUAUAUUUCGUACAAUAAAUAUCGAAAAUGAAGACAAUAUUUCGAAGCUUUACGGGAUUUCUAAGAUAGCUAAUCCUCAAAAGUUUAAAAUUAGUAAAGAAGCAAGCGAAAAUUGGUAUGAUAUUGCGAGCAGACUUAAAUAUCGACCAGAUGACAAAAUUUUACACAGAGAUUUGCAAACUCGAAAUAAUCUCAUUAAUAGGGAAAGGAAUAAAGUUGCAGACCUUGGAUUGUCUAAAUAUAAAGCAGAAAAUAUAAGAUCAUAUAUUCACAAUCUGACUGUCGGUUUUUGUGAAAUUGAAGGCUUGCGUUCUUUUUUUAAUCCAGAAUAUGCAAUUUUAAGCGGUCUUACAAAACAUAGCUUAAUAAUGUUUUAUUUAGAUUCAUGCAAGAAUCAUAAACAUGGAGAUAUUUUUUGUCCGGAAUUGGUUUAUCAUAAAAAUGUCUCGGGAUGGAGUUAUGUUUUGUCAAAUUCAUUCAAAAAAGAUCCUUUUAAUGAUUAUAAUAUAUUUAAACACGCAAUACCGAAAGUCUCAGGAUAUGAACUUCAGUGGCACUUAUCAUUUGCAGAUGAUUGGGAUAUUGAAGAUAAUCUUGGAAAUCGUUGUCAAAGAUUAUACGAAAACAUUUAUGCCAGGUGUCAUGAAAAAGAGGAAUUUCCGAGGUGCCUAACAUCAGCUGAUGAUGGAGAUAUUGAAGGUGAUUUUGGAAAUCUUUAUCAAGGAUCAUACGAGGUUCUUUAUGCCACGUAUGAUGAUUGUUUAAAAUAUUGUUAUCCACAUGUAAUUAAAAUCACAAGUGAUUUGGAAGGAUUAAAAUUGUCUUAUGGUGGGGAUACUAAAGAUCAAAAUAAUUUUUGCGAUCGUUCUACUCAGUAUUUACCUUUACCUGAGAGUACAUUUGGAUUAUUGGAUUUAACCGUUAUCAAAGAGGAUUAUCUAAGUGGCUACACUGAGGGCACAUAUUCAGUUUCCCUUGGAUUAAUUUCAAAUAGAGAAAGAUUGGUGAAAACGGGCAAAGAUUUCAAUAAUGUAUAUUCCAAUAUAAAUAUUAGGUGCGUCAAUCAAUGUAGAAAUCCGAGAAUCAAUUUAAUUACCACAACAUCCAAGUUACUUUCUUAUUUUCUUGAAAAUAAUGUGGUCAUAGAAGAAAAUGUGCAUGAAUUUCUGGAGUCUGUCUCUCUUGAGAUUUUUUCAAAUAUCAACCCGACAAAUUUUAAAUGUAGAAAAGACGAUUCCUUUCUAGCUAUCCAUUGUGAGAUUUCCAUUCCAUUAGUUGAAAUAAGAUUCGAAGACAUCAAACCGUCCAUUCAGUUAGUUCAAGCUCUGGAAAAUGCUUUGCUUGACAUGAAUCCUUAUGUUUCAUUGUGCAAAGUUUUCGAAAAAUUCGGGCAUUUAAUUCCACGCAAGAUAAUUAUUGGUAAAAAGCUAUCGCGCAAUUGUCACGAAUUUACAUUAGCAUCAUAUAAUAGACCAUUAGAUCAAUACAAGUUAUCUGCAUCUAGUAAGAAAUUUGAUGAAUUUCAAGCUAUACUAGAUGAAUGGAAAACCCUUCUUUCAGUAAGUGGAUUUGAUUCAACCUAUUUUGUGUCUACCGAGGGAAAUAUAGUCGAAAUUGACCAUUUAGAAACGUGGAUCUUAAAAGAUUUUCACCAGUUGGAAAUCAUUGGAUAUUCGGAUUUGAUUCCAACAAACAUGAUUCUCGACUCUCCUAUGCGAAAAGAAAUCGAAAAGUGCUUUAGUAGUAAACUUCAAGUUUUAAUGAAUGGUCAAGUAAAAAUAACCCACGAUCUUCAUUACCGUGUUGAAUUUGAUACUCCAUUACAAACAAACAAAUAUCAAAUUUUUGGUUUUAUUACGUAUGGAAAUAUGGAAAUAGAAAAUUCAACUGUUUCAUUUAAAAACUUCUCCAAUCAUGGGUUUUGUGUAACAUUAAAAAGUUUAAACGACGAACAAUUAAUUGGUGCUAUGAUAUCUUGGGUGAUGAUUGGAAAUCCGCGUGAAAUCGGAUUCUACAGCAGAAAUUCUCGGGACAUCGAUUUAUUACAGACAGGGGUACUGGAUGUUACAAAAAAUGAUAUCCAUUUGUCUCAAAAGGGAGAGGAAUACGUUGUUGCUAAAUUACCGUUUUCACCCGAAACUAUAUCCAAAAGCAGGAUUAGUCUAAAUAGCGAAUAUUUUAUCUCACAAUACUCGAAGGAAACCAACGAUAUUCUUGGAGUCACAGAGAUAUUUCUAUCCUUAUUAAUAAUAUAA